UGAAGCAUGUGGGAACAGCAGACUGGUAUAGGGAUUGAUUGAAUAUGUCCGUAAACACACCAGCCAGCUGGUCUGCGCAUGCUCUGAGGGCGCGGCUGGGGAUGCCGUCUGGGCCUGCAGCCUUGCGAGGGUUAACACGUUUAAAUGUUUUACUCACCUCGGCUGCAGUGAAGGAGAGACCGCAUGUUUCCGUUGCAGGCCGUGUCAGUGGCACUGUAUUGUCUUCAAAGCGGGCAAAAAAGUUAUUUAGUCUGCCUGGGAGCAAGACAUCCUGCUCCGUGACUGGGCUGGAUUUCUUCCUGUAGUCCGUGAUUGACUGUAGACCCUGCCACAUGCCUCUUGUGUCUGAGCCGUUGAAUUGAGAUUCUACUUUGUCUCUGUACUGACGCUUAGCUUGUUUGAUAGCCUUACGGAGGGAAUAGCUGCACUGUUUGUAUUCAGUCAUGUUACUAGACACCUUGCCCUGAUUGAAAGCAGUGGUUCGCGCUUUCAGUUUCACGUGAAUGCUGCCAUCAAUCCACGGUUUCUGGUUAGGGAAUGUUUUAAUCGUUGCUAUGGGAACGACAUCUUCAACACACGUUCUAAUGAACUCGCACACCGAAUCAGCGUAUUUGUCAAUGUUGUUGUCUGACGCAAUACGAAACAUGUCCCAGUCCACGUGAUGGAAGCAGUCUUGGAGUGUGGAGUCAGCUUGGUCGGACCAGCGUUGGACAGACCUCAGCGUGGGAGCUUCUUUUUUAAAUUUUUGUCUGUAGGCAGGUAUCAGCAAAAUGGAGUCGUGGUCAGCUUUUCCGAAAGGGGGGCAGGGCAGGGCCUUAUAUGUGUCGCUGAAGUUAGAGUAACAGUGAUCCAAGGUUUUUCCACCCCUGGUUGCGCAAUCGAUAUGCUGAUAAAAUUUAGGGAGUCUUGUUUUCAGAUUAGCCUUGUUAAAAUCUCCAGCAACAAUGAAUGCAGCCUCCGGAUAAAUGGUUUCCAGUUUGCAAAGAGUUAAAUAAAGUUUGUUCAGAGCCAUCGAUGUGUCUGCUUGGGGGGGAUAUAUACGGCUGUGAUUAUAAUCGAAGAGAAUUCUCUUGGUAGAUAAUGAUGAAACAGUGAUAUGCCCCUCCCUCGAGGUCUUCCCAGCCUCAUUCUGAUCAGCUGACUCAUCACUUCCCAUACUGAGUGCAAUUUUUUGGAAUAGCAGUAAUGUAAUUUUGCUGCCUUUUUCCCACUUCUUAAGUCUGUGCCAAUACAAGCUGCUCACCAAGGCUGUCCUUUUAUGAGAUAAUACGAUAGAAGGUAAUACAUUAUUUAUAGCUUGCGAUUUGUAAUGUGAGAGAUGCCAUAGGCAGAAAGCUAUACGUUUAGUCAAAUUGUUGAAAACUUUUGAUGAAAUAGCUAGUUAAAACUUUCUAACCAGCUAUACAUGAUAUUAUCACAGGCCCAGUAAAGCAUUGUGUAAUGUUAUCUGAUGUAAAUCAGUCACAUGCUUUCUAUGCCCCCCUUUCCUACACUAACUUUACAUUCCAGAUCAUUUCACAUAGUGUAUCUGGGAAUUCAUAUUAUUUGUUUGCCAAGAUCCUAGAGCAGAUGUUACAAUGUGACAUUUUCACAGAUGUCUCUCACCCUAAACCAUGGGCACUAUGAAAAUGUAUGCAAUAAAUGUAAAACUGUGUUUAUUUUUAUUGACUUGAUUUGAAUGUAGGCAAAUGUUCCUCAAACUUCUCUGGUGUAGGUGGUCUCCCCUCCCCAUUCAACUGUAAGCCAAUGGAGGGUGUCUGAGAGCUACACUUUGCUGUUUCACUCAGACUUGAGAGAGAAGCAGGUUGUGCAGAUAUGGCUCUCAGAAAAGGAUCUUCUUCUGUUGCCCUCUCUGGGUGGUCAUCUGAAGUGCAGAUGAACCCAGCUGAUGUCCCUGGCCUAGAGGUAAAGCUGGGAGCAUUGGUUGUUCUUUUCUCCAUCACACUGGUUUGUGGCUUUGCCCCUUUGUGCUUAGUCAUGGGGGCAGGGAGGUGCAAUGUAGACCCAGUGUUCGAGGGCCUGGCUGUGGGGUUACAGGAGGACAGUCAAGAGGUGCCGGAGAUCUGUGUUGCUCUACUCCUCCACAAGAGCAUCAUCUGUUUCAGUCUAGCCCUAAAGCUGGCCCAGGGCAAGCUGCGGCAGGCAGCCGUGGUAGGUUGCCUCCUGCUCUUUGCUCUCAUGUCCCCGUUGGGCAUUGCCGUCACCAAGACCAAGUCGUCCCCCCAAUACCAGCUAGCCAGGUCCAUCUUAGAAGGCCUGGCGUCUGGCACCUUUAUGUAUAUCGCCUUCAUGGAGAUCCUGCUCCAUGAGCUAAGCUCCCCGCAGAACCCCAAGGUGGCCAUGAUUCUCACUGGUUUCGCAGUGGUCACUGGGGUGCUGUUCAUCAAAAUGUAAAUAUUCUUUAGAUCAAUCCUUAGGGUCUGAUUCUAUGAAAAACUGACAACCCUUCUGGGAUAUAAUACAAAAACAAAUUUCCUUUUGCGCCGUGAGAAUGCAAUUUGGACUGAUAAGCAUAAAACAAUGUUUACAGCAUGAGACCAAAAGAUACUCAACUGUAUCAUUAAUUCAAACAUGUUCCUUAAGGUGCAGGGAGAAUGCUGGUUACACUGGAAACUUUUGAUACAGUAGAGGUCUUUUAGUUUUAUUAUGUAGAUGAAUGUUAUUCAUUCAGAAUUCUUUUAAAGGGAUAUAUGCUAAUCCAGCCAUGCUUUUAAAUUAUCAUCAUAACAUUUUCUAUUUUAGAUAUUUGAAAAUGUUAAUGUAUCUAUAUUUUUUACAUAAACAAUGACAUACUUCACAAACAGCUUUCUGUAUACUGUGAUGAUGUGGUCAAAAUUACCGAAUUAAAAAAAGGAAAUAUUAGCACUUUUGAGUAAUUUAUAACUCCUGGAUUGAUAUUAUAGCAAUCCUAAUGUUGUUUUGGCUGUGACAUCUGACUAGCAGUGUCCUGAAUUGUACACAGAACAUUUGUUUGUUCAGUAGUAUGACUGCCUAGCCCCUGCAUAAACAUAAUAAGAGCAUAUACAGCUGGCUAUUACUUUAAAUCCUUAAAAAGCUAAAUGGGGUGUUUGCUCUUUGUCAGAGCCUUACAUUGAGAUCAACAUAUAGGCCCUUAUUUCACUGCCAUGUGGUGAGAAAGCUUUGAGAUAUAGUCCUCUAUUUUGUAAAACUUGAGUUUGAAUAAUUGAAAUGGCUGCUCUUGUUUUUAUGUUCACUUUUAAACCAGGACUUGUUUAUCUGUACCUGGUUGACUGAUUAAAAGUAAUCUGAAAUCA
Oncorhynchus masou masou (cherry salmon) is the source of this 3275-nucleotide messenger RNA. Its product is annotated as zinc transporter ZIP1-like. Gene Ontology annotation, cellular component: plasma membrane. Gene Ontology annotation, biological process: zinc ion transmembrane transport. The transcript has 2 exons. Gene Ontology annotation, molecular function: zinc ion transmembrane transporter activity. The record is from RefSeq and is a predicted model, not a curated record. Lineage: Eukaryota; Metazoa; Chordata; Actinopteri; Salmoniformes; Salmonidae. The coding region runs from base 1816 to 2394 and encodes 192 amino acids.